UGCUUUUGAACUCUGGCUUGCAUGCUUCCAAUCAUACUUGGAGGAGGUUUGUGCAACUGACCCUGCCGUUAUGCACAGAAUUCUCCUCUCGAGGGUCACCCCAAAAGUUUAUUCCAUUAUCCGGGACCUGCCAACCUACGAUGGGGCACUGGACAUCCUCAAAAGACAGUACCUGUGGCCGGUGAACACCGUCUACGCAAGACAUCGUUUAGCUACCCGGCGACAGCGGCCUGGAGAAUCGAGCGCCGAGUUUCUCCGAGCACUACAGACACUCGUCCGAACUUGUGACUGCAAGACACUCACGGAGAAACAGCAUGCGGAGCUGCUAGUACGAGACGCCUUUGUGACAGGACUGAGGUCAGUGUACGUGCGCCAGCGGCUGCUGGAAAAAGCCGAUCUUACCUUACACUAGGCGAUCGAGAUGGCCAACGCUCUGGAAGCUGCUCUGCACAACGCUAACGCUGUCCAGUCACGUGAUUCCCCGCCGGUUCCGUGGACACCUCAGACCCCGCCACUGCUGGCUCCCAGGAGCGAAUUCACCAACGCCACUGCCAGUCGCAAUUCCACGAGCUCCCCGAACCCAACCACGGCUGCAGCCCGUCAGAAGCCCAUGCUUUCUGUGGACUCAAAAAGCACCCCCAAAACGCUGCCCAGCGCGAGAAGCGACCUGCUCCAGCUGCGGAAAGCGGGGCCAUUUUGCCAAGGUCUGUAAGUCUAAACUAUGAGUGGAGUGCAGCGCUGCGGGUGAGACGUGGGGGCUGCCAUCUUUGUCGGCGUCAGCACGCCCCGCCCCCGACCCUCCGAUGCUUACCGGGUACCCUGACGGUUCAACUCUGGCCACUGUAAUUCUCGACCAAAGCGCCCCACACCAGAUUGCAAGGUCCAUGAUGGACAUCCUGGUGGAGGGGCACAGGACUAGAUGCCUGUUUGAUACGGGCAGCACUGAGAGUUUUAUUCACCAGGACACAGUGCAACGCUGUGGACUUGCAACACGGCCGGUAAGUCGGAGGAUCAAUUUGGCUUCUGGGUCGCAUUCCGCAGACAUCCGGGCGGGUUGUGUAGCGACAUUGGUGGUGCAAGGCACAGAAUAUCGGAACUUUGCGCUACUGGUCAUGCCUCAACUGUGCGCACCUGUGCUAUUGGGGCUGGACUUCCAGAGCCAUCUUGAAAGUGUGACUAUGGUAUAUGACGGGCCCCUCCCACCACUCACUGUCCGGAAUCCUCAGUUUUGUGGGACUUCAUCACUACUGACCACACACACACACAUGGCUCCACACAUCCCAUCCAGCACCAUGCCGACAGCUGCACUACCGACACCAUUUGCAGUCUCUCCACCCUCAAGGUACCUCCCCCACCGCUGUUCUCCAACCUGACCCCCGACCGUAAACCUGUGGCAACUAAAAGCAGGAGGUACAGCGCGGGGGACAGGGUCUUCAUUCAGUCAGAGGUGCAGCGACUGCUCAGGGAGGGGAUCAUUGAGCCAAGCACAAGCCCUUGGAGGGCCCAGGUGGUUGUUGUUUGGACUGGGCAGAAAAAUAGGAUGGUGGUGGACUACAGUCAAACCAUCAAUAGGUUCAUGCAGCUUGACGCGUACCCCCAACCCGCAUCGCGGAUAUGGUCAACCAGAUAGCUCAGUACAAGGUGUACUCGACAAUAGAUCUGAAAUCCGCUUAUCACCAGCUCCCCAUCCGCCCACAGGACUGCCCCUACACCACCUUUGAGGCAGGCGGCAGGCUCUAUCACUUCCUGCGCGUCCCUUUCGGUGUCACGAAUGGUGUCUCUGUCUUCCAGAGGAAAAUGGACCAGAUAGUGGACCAGUACCAACUGAAGGCCACCUUUCCCUAUCUGAAUAACAUCACCAUCUGUGGUCAUGACUGGCCAGAUCACAACGCCAACCUCCAACGAUUUCUCCAAGUGGCCGCAGCUCUGAACCUUACUUAUAACAGGGACAAGUGUGUGUUCGGAACCACCCGCCUUGCUAUCCUUGGGAAGUCUGUCACUGGGACCACCCUACCAGUUUGGCUGACGACCCAGGGGCCAGUGCUGCACCGGAAACUUAUGAGGAGUACUAAAUACUCCCCGCUGGUCGAGAGGGUUCACCUUCUACACGCGAACCCCCAGUAUGCCUACGUGGUCUUACCUGAUGGGCGGGAGGACACGGUCUCCAUCCGCGACCUGGCGCCCGCAGGUGCAGCAGACCACUACCCUGAACACUCUCCGGUAACUAUGAACCCUGUACUUGUGGCGACACCGUGCUCACCAGGCCCUACACAGACUCCUCACAAAACUUAUAUACCGGGCGUUUCGUACGCAUAUAUAUCAGGCACAUGCAUGAGCUGGAACCAGCACAACCUCCAUCUCCUGUGCAAUCACCAAUGUCGCCAGCAUCUGUGCAAUCACAGCCGGUGCUACGUAGAUCGCAGCGACAGAUUCGACCACCUGAUAGACUUGACCUGUAAGAAACUUCGCCACAUGGGGACGCUUUUAAACAAAGUGGGGGUGAAUGUGGUGAACUGCGUGUGCCUGUCUGGACACGUCCCCUGCUGAAUGCUCCUGUGGCUCCUCCCACAGGCCCCUGUAUAAAGGCGAUUGAGGUCUGAUG
Molecule: messenger RNA, 2602 nt
Organism: Hypanus sabinus (Atlantic stingray)
Lineage: Eukaryota; Metazoa; Chordata; Chondrichthyes; Myliobatiformes; Dasyatidae
Exons: 2
Coding region: 1615-2547 (310 amino acids)
Source: RefSeq, a predicted model, not a curated record